AUGGGUUUCGACGCGUCGUUGCUCAAAAGUGUGCUCGAGCAGUUCGUCGAUGAGAUUGGCGAGGAGUCUGUCGAUUUGAUUGAAGACCGUCCGCGCUUUGCUCACGCCGUUGUCGUGGUUACUGACGACGCGACUGGAGAACUGUGCCAAGCUUCCUGCAUCAGACAACUGGACGAUGUCAUCCUCCAUGAGACCAGUGUUGCAAAUGUAACCUCUGAAUGGAUGGACGAGGAGAUCCAACGCGCGCUCCGUGAGCUCACCGAGUCGCGAGGAUUGCUCGAUCCGACGCCACGGAACAGUGUGUUCGUUGAGGAGAAGCACGAGAAUCAGAAGACUGUCACCACCACCACGACUAGCGCGGAGACUAAUCGAAGUACUAGUAGCCGAGUAGAGUUCCCGUCAAUGAAUCGUCGUACCCGUUCAACUUCCGCCGCUCGUCGUUUCCACUGA
Molecule: messenger RNA, 450 nt
Organism: Caenorhabditis briggsae
Lineage: Eukaryota; Metazoa; Nematoda; Chromadorea; Rhabditida; Rhabditidae
Exons: 3
Coding region: 1-450 (149 amino acids)
Source: RefSeq, a predicted model, not a curated record